AUGUUUAAUAGAAGUACAGCAGGCUCGUCUUUAUUUGGGAAUGCGAAUACAUCGACCCCAACCUCGGCACCAGCACUAACUAAUAAUACCCAAUUUCCUCAGAAACAGGGUACGUUAUUUGGUAACACGAGUGCCAAUUUAGGAACCUCCACACCAAGCCCCUCUAAUACUCUUUUUGCUAAUCCCGGUUCUAAUAUUAACCAACAAACUACUCAAACUGGAGGAAGUUCAUUGGGCAGCAAACCAGCAAAUAAUAACCUUUUCGGGAAUACUGUAGGACAAGCAGGCUCUGCUCCCUCUAGUGGAUCCUUGUUUGGUAAUUCGACCAGUGCGACUACCGGCGGUUUAUUUGGCAAGUCCACUCCAACAGCUCCUGCAGUUGUACCUUCAAACAGUUUGUUCGGAAGCAAACCUACUACUGUUCCAGCCUCAAGUUCAGUUGGUGGAAUGUUUGGGAACUCUGGUAUAAAUGCGGGGGGAAGUACCUUAUCAUCUGGUAAGCCCACAUUAGGAACAAGCUUGUUUGGUUCUUCAAAUCCCUCUAAUUUGUUCGGUAACAAACAAUCUAAUACUGCUAAUAGUGGACUGUUUGGCAACCCAAUUACCGCAUUCGGACAUCAAACUAAUACUAUGGAGGCGCAAAUGAAUUCUAAUCCUUAUGGACUCAACGUAAAUAAUGUAACAACAAAUGUAUCUAAUAUGCCAUCAUCCAUAACUGAAAAUAUCAGCAAAAAGACGGUCACGAACUCUGAAUCUCUUUCUGUGACGUCAAUCCCUUCCAGUGACACAAAAAGAUCUUUCUCCUUCUCGUCAGUAGCUUCCAACAACAUUGCAUCGCCUCCUGUUUCCGUCGUUUCACAUUCCAGUUUAUUCAAUGAUUUGAGAUCACGACUAAACUCUGGUAUGGAUACUUCUGUGAAGGGCAUCUUUUCUUCAUCGCAUACACCUUGGGAAGGGGCGGAACAUAAUUCUUCUGCUUUGAAUGGCAGUACUUCUAAUGACUUUUCUUUCACCGUGGCAAAUAAAAACAAAUCUGUGAAGGAUUUAUCCUCCUUCUCUAAUAGCAAGGGUGUGACGGAGCUGCGUAGAUUGAAAAUUGACUCUGACAGAAGUGCUGCCAAGAAGCUGAAACUACUUUCAGGUAAGUCGGUUCCUACAAAAGAACAAACGCCCGAAUCUCACAGGAAUGAGGUGGAAGAAGGUAAUGACAUUAAAGGUGUUGAAAAUACACCAAUAAUCGUGGAGGACGAAAAGGGUGACAAGGAGGAAGAAAAUAUAGAAGAACAAGGACAAGAUUAUGAUGAGAAGAGUUCAUUAAACUACUGGUGUUCCCCAUCCCCAGAGCAAUUAGUCAGUUUAUCAAUAAAGCAGCUAACAGCAGUCCCAAAUUUUGUUGUUGGUAGAAAGGGUUAUGGUUGUAUUACUUUCAAUUAUGAUGUUGAUCUUACUCCUUUUGCUAAUGAUAUUAAAAAGGAACUUUUUCAUAAUGUUAUAGUUUUCCGCACACCAAGAACAGUUGAAGUUUAUCCUGAAGGAUCUAUAAAGCCACCUGUUGGCUAUGGAUUGAAUGUUCCGGCGACAAUCACCCUAGAAAAUGUUUAUCCUGUUGAUAAAAAAACAAAGCAACCUAUCACAGACGAUUCCAAGAUAGAAGAGAUACAAUUUUUUGUUAGAAAAUUAAAGGGUAUGAGAGAUAUGGAAUAUAUCUCAUACAACCCUUUCGGCGGUAUUUGGACCUUUAGAGUUGAUCACUUCAGUGUUUGGGGUUUGGUUAAUGAUGAAGAUAUUGAAAUAGACGAGGAUGAAGUACAUGCUGCUGAUAGAGAGGAAAUUGAUAUGGCCAAUAGUACAGAGGCAAAGUUAUUGGCAUUGCAACAGAAAAGCUUUUCGGAAUCUGCAGAAGCUGUGGAUGACUAUGACAGUCUUAUUGUUGAAGAAAAGCAAUACGAACCUGAUGUAAAUGAGGAAGACUUCGAGGCUUUACAAGUGGAUCCUUCCUUGGAUAUAUCAGAUGAUUGGGUUGAGCAAUUGAGACUAGCAGGGUCCUCCUUACAUUCUGUUUUUGCGCAAUCUACUGCUACUAUAAAACCAGACGCUGAUGAAAGGGCUCUUCUCUUUUCUAAGUUUAAUGAAGAUUUGGAAAUUGAGAAAAAGAUCAGGAAGGAAAGAAGGUUAACUAGUAAAUAUACUUUUGCAAAAUUCGAUCAAGAUUCUUCUUUACUUCUCAAGAAAAUUGAAAAGGAUACAGGGACUGAAGUCGUGAGAUUACCAGUCAAACUGGAGAGUAGGUUGGUUCUUCAUAAGGAAGCAUUUGAUAAGCGCAUGAAGUUAGCUGCUAUCGAUCCUAGGAAGGCAAACUCAUAUCCAAAAGUGGUCAAGGACCUGUUAAAAUUCAGUGACGUUUUACCAGCAAUCGCUGAAGAUCCUGAGCUUAUAGAGAUUUGGAAGCUUUGUUCCACCCUAUUUGAUCCUGUUGAAUUAUCCCAUCAUAUUACGAACACUGUUACUAAAGAAACUCUCACCAAAAAUAGAAGAUAUGACUUGUUAUGCGAAUGGCUGAUAAACCAGAUCAAGGAUGAGAUUCAUUCUAAGAUAAAUGGAACUGCAGACUUAUUAGACAAAGUAUUUUUAUACUUAAUGGUAAAUGAUAUUCCAUCCGCGACAAAAAUAGCAAUUGACUCGCAGAAUGGUCACUUGGCCAUCUUACUUACCUUCUUGGGAUCUAACGAUCCUCGUGUACGUGAUUUGGCUUCCUUACAACUAACGACAUGGAGAAGGACGGGUCAAAAAGUUGAUUUGCAAAUUUCUCGGAUAUACCAGCUGUUAAGCGGUUCUAUCUUUGAAGGGGAUUAUGCUUUUUCAAACAUGGUUGGUGAAUUCAGUUGGCUGGCAGUUUUUUCAUUAGGGUUGCUAUAUGGUAAGAUUGAUGAGAAUUCUUUAGAAAAUUUAGUUGCAUCUGAAUUAUCGUUAGUUGAAAAACAAAAUAAUGACUUAGUCUAUGCUAUUUUACAAUUAUUCAGUACACCUAAGGUAACCGAAGCAUUAAUCAGAGAUAUCCAGUUUAUGGAUAUUCAGUUUUCAUGGUAUUUUGUUCAAAUACUAAAAUUCAAUGCAGUUCGUGAAUUUUCUAACGAAUUGUGUGACAGAAUCACAUUGAGUUUCCUUGAACAACUGAAAAGUGAAGAAUUGUACGAUCAAGCUCUAUUCGUGGGCUGUUACCUAGUUGAUGAUGCAGUGGCUAAACAGCAAAUCGAUUUAUUGAUAUACUCCAAUAUUUCAUCUUAUUGUAAACAGUCUAGUCAAAUUUACAGAGAGUUACAAAUUCCAGAAAAGGUCGUAUAUCAUGCACAAGCAUUAAUGAACAAGUAUGAUGGAGAUCACUUUUCAGAAGUUCAGAAUUUAUUACAUGCACGCCUUUUCAAAGAAGCAGAGCGUGUUUUUACAAGUGUGGUAGGUCCGAAAUUGAUUUUAUCAUAUAAUCAUUCAAAAAAGAAUGAUGAUUUGUCAAAACUACUUUCCAUUCUAUCACAAUUUCCUCAGCAGAAUAUAGAUAAUUGGAAAACAGGUCUUGGAGUGUUUGAAGACUACGCCAAACUUGUCAUGCAUGAUGGUGGUAAUAAGGAAAAGUUUCAAGAUUUUGAACAGAAUUUGAAGAUAUUGCUAGAGAAUAACAAGCAUUUCAAAGCCAUCCCUGCAUGUUGUAAUAUAAUGUCCAAAAAGAUGAAGGGUUAG
Messenger RNA from Kazachstania africana CBS 2517, 3732 nucleotides. It is a transcript of the gene NUP145, whose product is annotated as nucleocytoplasmic transporter NUP145. NCBI's taxonomy places the organism in Eukaryota, Fungi, Ascomycota, Saccharomycetes, Saccharomycetales, Saccharomycetaceae. The record is from RefSeq and is a predicted model, not a curated record. Bases 1 to 3732 code for a protein of 1243 amino acids. The transcript has a single exon. Gene Ontology annotation, cellular component: nuclear pore; nuclear pore cytoplasmic filaments. Gene Ontology annotation, molecular function: structural constituent of nuclear pore. Gene Ontology annotation, biological process: protein import into nucleus; post-transcriptional tethering of RNA polymerase II gene DNA at nuclear periphery; RNA export from nucleus.